This is a messenger RNA of Peronospora matthiolae, 1371 nucleotides long. NCBI's taxonomy places the organism in Eukaryota, Oomycota, Peronosporomycetes, Peronosporales, Peronosporaceae. The record is from the annotation of a GenBank genome assembly.
AUGCGACUUCGUGAAGUAUUCCGCGCAGCCAAGCUACCUAAAGGACAUCGCGCCAUUGGCACAAAGUGGGUCUUCAAGAUCAAGAGCAAAGCGGACGGAUCAAUUGACAAGUACAAGGCGCGUCUUGUGGCAAGGUGUUUCAAGCAAACAAUUUGGGAUGGACUACACGGAAACAUUCUCGCCCGUUGUCAAGAACAAGUGUUCUGCGUCAUCCCUGAAGGCGUGGAAUUGGAGGGCUCCUUCGAUUGUCUGGAGUUGGUGAAUGCAAUCUACGGACUAAAACAAGCGUCGCGCGUAUGGAACGAAACGUUUGACGAGUUCGUGUGUGCUAUUGGAUUUCAAGCGUCAGGCCUCGACCCGUGUCUCUACAUAAGGAUUGUGGAAGGGCAAUUCGUGCUGCUGCUGGUGCAUGUAAAUGACGUGUUGAUCACCGGUAGCUCAUGCGAGCUAAUUGCACGCACCAAGACCGACCUAAAGACACGAUUCGAGAUGACUGACAGCGGCAAGUGUGCAUUUGUGCUUGGAAUCGAGCUUUUGGACGGCGCAGAUGGAAGUGUUACACUAUGCCAGCGUCAAUAUGUCGAUGAUAUCCUCAAGCGCUUUGGCAUGGAUGAUUGCAAGGCCGUCGCAAGUCCAGUCGACAUGAGCUCUCGACUUGUUUCAAGUGAUGCAGCCACCAAAGUAGAUGCUCCUUUUCGCGAAGCUAUUGGUGCGUUGAUGCACCUGACCACUGCAACGCGCCCGGAUAUUGCGUUCGCCGUGGGCUAUGUGUCGCAAUUCAUGGAGAACCCCCAAAAAGAACACUGGGUUGCGGUCAAGCGCAUCUUCCGCUACCUACAAGGCACCAAGAUGCACGGAAUCUGCUACAAGCCAAAUGCGAAGAUCGACUUUCGUGGCUACUCGGAUGCAGACCGGGCCGGUGACCUCGCUGAUCGCAAGUCGACGUCUGGUUACGUAUUCAUGGUGUUGAGUGCGCCAGUGAGUUGGGGCAGCAAGAAACAGCCAAGUGUUUCGUUGUCCACGAGUGAAGCCGAAUACAUCGCACUCAGCUUGGCGGUUCAAGAGGGCAAGUGGAUUCAUCGUCUGCUUUGUGAGAUCAUGAUGGCUGACAAUGAAGAAGGACCGGAACUCAUGAUCCAUAAAGACAAUCAAUCGUGUAUCAAGAUGACAAAGAACCCGGUCAACCACGGCCGUGCUAAGCACAUUGACAUAAAGUAUCAUCACAUCCGUGAUGAGGUCAAGCGCGGUGAAGUGAAGCUCAAGUACUGUGAAACUGCGGUGAUGUUAGCGGACAUCAUGACGAAGGGACUUCACGGGCCACGCCACAAGGAGAUGACGGCGACUCUCGGGAUUUGUGCGAGUUCGCAUUGA